Impatiens glandulifera is the source of this 1569-nucleotide messenger RNA. Its product is annotated as probable protein phosphatase 2C 60. The coding region runs from base 239 to 1300 and encodes 353 amino acids. Gene Ontology annotation, molecular function: cation binding; protein serine/threonine phosphatase activity. Lineage: Eukaryota; Viridiplantae; Streptophyta; Magnoliopsida; Ericales; Balsaminaceae. The transcript is spliced from 11 exons. Gene Ontology annotation, biological process: protein dephosphorylation. The record is from RefSeq and is a predicted model, not a curated record.
AGGAGAUCUAAUCUACAUGAACGGGGGAGAUGAGACUGACCUAAAAUGGUUUGUCAGUGAAGCAGGGCUUUAAUUUAGGGCCACGAAUUGUGUACCGAUCGAUCAAUUCAUUCAUCCGCUGACCGAAAUUCCUCUGAAAUAAUAAUAAUAAUAAGAAUCAUCAUUUCAGAUUUUGAGAUUUUGAGAUCUGAAGUGAAUUUCAUCCAUCUACUACUCUCCUAGGAAAGAAGGUAUAGAUAUGGGGCUGUAUCUGAGCUCUCCCAAAACUGAUAAGUACUCUGAAGAUGGUGAGAAUGAGAAACUUAAAUAUGGCUUGUCUUCUAUGCAAGGAUGGAGAUCAACAAUGGAGGAUGCUCAUGCAGCAUACCUGGAAUUGGAUGGGUCCACUUCUUUCUUUGGCGUUUAUGAUGGCCACGGAGGUAAAGCAGUCUCAAGAUUUUGUGCCAAGUAUCUUCAUCAUCAAGUGCUAAAGAAUGAAGCCUAUUCAGCUGGUGAUUUGGGUACUUCCCUUCACAAAGCUUUUUUCAGAAUGGAUGAGAUGAUGUGUGGACAAAGAGGCUGGAGAGAACUUGCCAUCUUGGGAGACAAGAAGGAUCAAUUUAGCAGCAUGAUAGAAGGUUUAAUUUGGUCACCUAAGGGUGGGGAAGCUAAUAACCUCUCCGAUGAUUGGACAUCUGAGGAGGGACCCCACUCCAACUACGAUGGCCCAACAUCUGGAAGCACGGCUUGCGUAGCAAUGAUCAGAGACAACCAACUAGUUGUUGCAAAUGCUGGUGAUUCCCGCUGUGUGAUUUCUCGAAACGGUCAGGCAGUUAAUAUGUCUCUGGAUCACAAACCUGAACUUGAGAUUGAGAAGGCGAGGAUCAUGAAAGCAGGGGGUUUCGUCCAAUUUGGUCGGGUCAAUGGAAGUCUAAACUUGUCAAGAGCAAUUGGGGACAUGGAGUUAAAGAAGGACAAGUCGCUUCCCGCUGAACAACAAAUUUUGAGUGCCGAACCUGAUAUAAAUACGAUUGAACUUCUUGAAGAUGACGAGUUUCUUGCCAUAGCAUGUGAUGGGAUAUGGGAUUGUAUGACAAGCCAGCAAUUUGUCAACUUUGUGAGGGAAGAACUGAAAACUGAAAGUAAGCUGUCGAAUAUUUGUGAGAGAGUUAUGGACAAAUGCCUUGCCCCGAAAGCUGGUGGGGAGGGGUGCGAUAACAUGACUUUGAUCAUAGUGCAGCUAAAGAAACCAUGUAAUCCUUCUUCUCCUAAAUAUGUGCGCCCAUCUUCCAUCCCUCUUGAAACAAAUGAUGCCAAUUGAAAAAAGAUAUGCAGAGAGUGAACUGAGGUCGAGCGAGCGGUCUCUAAUUAAAAAAAGCAUUCAUUCGAAGUUAAGUUUGGUUAGUUGGUUGGUUGCGCAAACUGGUUUAAAAAUUUGAUGUUGAUAUAUGUGUACCUUUUUUUUAAUGACUUAUGGCAUAGAUGCAUGAAGAAGAUAUAUACAUGUAUCAGAAUCUAUAACCCUUUUGACUUUGCAAAACUAUGAAUCUGCUUAAUAACUAGUGCUUUCUAAUACCAUAUUUGUUAGUG